GAACGCACACCUUCACAGCUGAAGGUUAGGAAAGUGAAAGUAAAAAAGGAAUGAUACGAGUCCAUAAGUAAGCAACCAUUCUCAGCUUUCAGGAUUUUUGUUAAUGUUAUUUGUAACAUGUUACAGGUUUACAUGUUUGUGAAUUUUAACAAAUUAACUUUUGACAGCAUUACAUCCUGGACAUCAUCUAUAGCAAGAAAGAUAAGUUGCUGUUCAGAGGGAUCCAAACCACCUCACUUUGUCUGUGCUGGGACUCAUUUCUGCCAUGGGAACGUGUUUCAGCAAAGAAGAGAGUAAGAGGGAACAAAUUGAGGAGUUAAAAAAGGAAAAUGUAACCCUGAGACAAGAGUUGAAGAAACUUCACAAUGAAUUUGGUGGUGAGAAUUAUGUUCUUAAAGAUGAUUUUGCAGAGAUCAAGAAAAUGACAGCUCAGGUAACUUUACCUGCAAUGCCUAAGAACAGCAGCAUAAAGACAAUUGUAGGGAAACGAGUGAGAUUUAUCGGGGAUGUGGAUGAUGUCACUGAGGAGUGGCCUGGUGUACUGGGAGAGCAGGAGUUCCACACUGGGAGACACUACUGGGAGGUGGAGGUUGGGGAGAAACAGUCCUGGAGAAUAGGCGUCUCCUCUAAACCAGUGGCUCAUGGAGAAGCAAACAGGGAGAUGCUGGGGGAGAGUUACUGGAUGCUGCAGUUACAGGAUGAACAGCUCUCAGCACGGUCAGCAGAGGGAGAGAUCAACCUGCAGAACGAGAAGCCUUGGAAAAUUGGGGUGCAUCUGGACAUUGAUAAGAAGAACAUUUCAUUCUACAAUACUGAAACUAAAACUCAGAUUCACUCUUUUUCUUUGACUGGGCAGCGCACCAUUGGAUUUGGGUUUUAUCCUUACCUCAGUCCGGGUUCAAAGGACAGAGACUUGCUUGCUAUUCUCACCUAAAUUGACAAGAUUGUCAUUUUACAAUCAUCUACUAGCAUUAGUAUGAUCA
Molecule: messenger RNA, 983 nt
Organism: Megalops cyprinoides (Indo-Pacific tarpon)
Lineage: Eukaryota; Metazoa; Chordata; Actinopteri; Elopiformes; Megalopidae
Product: E3 ubiquitin-protein ligase TRIM39-like
Exons: 8
Coding region: 266-934 (222 amino acids)
Molecular function (GO): protein binding
Source: RefSeq, a predicted model, not a curated record